ACGAACUGAAAAUUGGCUAGCGGAUCGAUUAGUUGAGCCUCAAUCCAUUUGCAGGAUGAGCAAUCGAUCUGUAAUGGCGUUCGUCUUGUUGUUACAGAAAAAUUAACCGGCGGACACACAAGUUAUCUCAAUACUCGCUAAAAAAUUAAAUUGCGCUCAUAACGGCAGUAAUAUUGGAUUAAGCGAAUUGUUAGCAACACAACGAGAAGGUCACAUUAAUUUUAAAUGAUACGGAGUCAGUCAGGAGUCGUACUUUAUCAGAAUUUCACUUAAGUGUUUAUUUUUGUGUGUGUUCAAAUCAUUUUGAAUUUAAGUUGCUUACACACAAGUCGUUUUUUGGUACUGUAGGAAGCAUACUCGGUUGACAUUUUCGUUUGCCCGAUACAGUGCUGUUUUUUUUUUAUAUAUAUAUAUAGUUUAAUUGAAAUAAUCUAAAAUGAGUGUGGCGGAAAGUCGCGCUCAGCGAAAGACGGCUGGAAAUUUGAUGUCUAAACUCCUGGACGCUGAGGAAGAAGACGAAUUUUACAAAACCACGUACGGGGGAUUUAAUGAGGAAUCAGGAGAUGACGAGUAUAAGAGUGACCAGUCGGCGAGCGAGGACGAAGUGGACAGUGACUUCGACAUCGACGAAGGGGCCGAGCCGGACAGCGACCAGGAGGAAUCGGAACCCAAGAGAAAGCGCCGUGUGGUCACCAAGGCUUACAAGGAACCCCUCAAGACCGCAAAGCCGAACCCCAAAGCCCGGAAAGCCUGGGCUCAGCCCAGCGGAUCGGAGAAGGUGAAAGAGGAGAAGAGAGAGCCUUUCGAACUGCAGGGCGAUGUCGGAGAGAACAGGAAGUCUGUCCGUCAGUCGACCACGGAGCACACGCGGCUCACUUACCUGCGCCUGCAGGAGAGGCAGGUGCAGCCGCGCAGGAGAAAGGGGCCGCACCACGACCGCCCGCUCACCCAGGAAGAGCUGCUGGCAGAGGCCAAGAUCACAGCCGAGAUCAACCUGCGAUCGCUGGAGAACUACGAGCGUCUGGAGGCUGACAAGAAGAAGCAGGUCCACAAGAAACGUCGCUGCGACGGGCCCUUGGUCCGGUUCCACUCGGUGCUGACCCCGCUGGUCUCCGAGACCCACCUCAAAGAGGAGACCGUCGACGUGGAGGGGCUAGACCAGGACCCCCAGCAACAGCCCACCCCCCCCAGCACCGCGUCUCAGGACCCCCCCCAGCCCCCCACGGGGCAGUGCGCUCGAACCUUCAUCACCUUCUCCGACGAAGAGACCUUCGAGAGCUUCUUCCUCCGUCCACGAGCCCACCGCCCUCCGGUGCGAGAGAUCUGCCCCGUGACUCACAAGCCAGCUCUGUACCGAGACCCCAUCACAGACAUCCCCUACUCCAACAUCCGCGCCUUCAAGAUCAUCCGAGAGGCGUACAGGAAGUACGUGACAGCGCACGGGCUCCCCAACACCGCGGCCGGGGGUCUGGGGAGCCCCGGGGACCCCAACUCCAGAGGGACCCGCCAGAAAAUCAUCAUUAAGCAACGCAUGUCUGCCACCUAGUCCGAGAGAGCGACACUUUUGGAAUCGAAACGCAAGCGCAGGCAUUGUAAACCCGGUUUUGUUUUCAGAUUUUUCAGAUCAGAUUCCCAGUUCCAGUUCCUGUUCCUUCGAAGGGAGUUGAUGUUUCAGAGACCUAAUAAUCAUCGCGAUUGUCUGACCUGCUUCUUUCAUUCGAAGCCAGUUUCAUUGACUCGCAAACAGCGGCUUCGUUUGAAGUCGCGCUCAGCCGCUGUUCCGAGAAGCUCAUUUUAACAGAAUUUGUUCAUUUUGAUCAGCGAUGACAUGUCGGAAUUGAUUAAACGGGAACCGGGAACCGAGUUUGAAAAAAAAAGCCCUGUUUCAAUCCGGUAGUUCCUGUUCGAGUCGCUGAUUCAGUAUUUGAAAUAUUUUUUACAGCGUCGUUCUCCUAUACGUUGCGUGCAUCCUUUGUAUUUCAGUCUCGUUGUAAAAAAAAAAAAAAUCCUUUUUGUUGUAAUAAAACAGCUUCUGAAAAUGAGAGAGUUUUUGCUAAUGUAACUUUUCUGUUUGGUAUGUUUCACGUUAACCCAAGCAAUUAUAAAUCUUCAGUUAUCAUUUUUUUUGGUGUCAUCAUUCAGAGUGGUACUUGAAUAUUAUUAUUGUGUGUUUAGUUAGGAGACGCUUUUAUCCAAGGCGACUCAAACAGAGACUAGGGCUUGUGAACUAUGCAUCAGAGUCACAGCAACAUCUCACCCGAAGGACGGAGCACAAGGAGGUGAAGCGACUUCCUCAGAGUCACACACAGCGAGUCAGUGAGUGAGCGAGCCAGGGUUUGAAUCUAAUAUCCAGUAUUCAUUUUUGAGAAAACUCUUACCUGGCUUAGAGCUGCUUUUUUCACUUGACUGUAGAAUCCUUGACCUUUCAACUCUGCCAGCUGCAUUACCCCUCGAUUAUUUAAUUAAUAAUAUGUGUUUACUGACAUGAAGCGAGCAUUAUGCACGUCUUCGUAAUCUGUAGGCAUGCCUUUUAAAAAUUGCUUUUAAAACUCAACAGCGAUGCUUGCUUUCACUAGCUUCCAUCAGUGUGAAUCCUGUGUUUAAUCUGCAGAUCUGGCCAAAAGCUUUGCAUCACCUAGAAUAUUAUUCUAGACAUAAUUCAAUAUGUUAACGUAACAUCAGCCUUAAUUCCCCUUUGCAAAGCAGUAAUUAGUUCAUUCUAUGUAGAGGGUGAUGCAAAACGUUUGGCCAGAGCUGUAGGCGUUAUUUUUUUUAA
This is a messenger RNA of Acipenser ruthenus (sterlet), 2776 nucleotides long. Its product is annotated as vacuolar protein sorting-associated protein 72 homolog. Gene Ontology annotation, cellular component: nucleus. Gene Ontology annotation, molecular function: ATP-dependent H2AZ histone chaperone activity. NCBI's taxonomy places the organism in Eukaryota, Metazoa, Chordata, Actinopteri, Acipenseriformes, Acipenseridae. Gene Ontology annotation, biological process: chromatin remodeling; regulation of DNA-templated transcription. The coding region runs from base 437 to 1546 and encodes 369 amino acids. The transcript is spliced from 6 exons. The record is from RefSeq and is a predicted model, not a curated record.